AUGGCAGCCGCUCCUACUGCGCAGCCGCCGCUGCGAAUCGGCACCCGAAGGUCUAACCUGGCCAUGGUCCAGGCCGAGGGCAUCCGUGACAGUCUGCAAAAGAUUGCGCCCGACCGCACCUUUGAGAUCGAGGCUCUGAAGACACUGGGCGACAAGGACAAGUCUACGGCGCUGUAUAGCUUUGGGGCUAAGAACUUGUGGACAACUGAGCUGGAGGAGAAACUUACUUCUGGCGAGAUCGACGUCGUUGUCCAUUGUCUCAAAGAUAUGCCAACCAAGCUGCCCGACACUUGCGAUCUGACAGCCAUCCCCCUACGGGAUGAUCCCCGUGAUGCCCUCAUCGUCAAGGCCAGCCUGCCAUACAACAGCCUGAAGACACUACCCGAGGGUGCUGUAGUUGGCACAUCAUCGGUGCGACGAUCAGCACAACUUCGACGCCUCUACCCUCACUUGCGCUUUGCCAACCUACGCGGCAACGUCGAAACUCGCCUGGCCAAGGUGGACGACCCCGAGAGUGAGUAUACCUGCAUGAUCAUGUCUGCAUGCGGCCUGCAGCGAGUUGGUCUCGGACAUCGCAUCACUCAGUAUCUGGGCUCCAAGGACGGGGGGAUUUACCACGCAGUCGGCCAGGGAGCUCUCGGACUAGAGAUUCGCAAGGGAGACACUAAAAUUCUAGAACUUAUCAACCGAUUGGUCGAUCAAAAGUCCACUCUGGCAUGUCUUGCGGAGCGUGCCCUCCUACGCACCCUUGAAGGCGGCUGCACCGUUCCCAUUGGCGUCGAGACGGAGUGGGUUGACGAGUCGCAACUUCUCCUAAGGAUGAGAGCGAUCGUUGUCAGUCUUGACGGUUCCCAGAGCGUUCAAGACACGAUGGAUGCAACGGUGCAGAAUGACGAUGAGGCCACGGCAUUGGGGCGGGAUCUGGCUGCGAGACUGGCGAAAGGAGGUGCAAGUGAAAUCCUCAAAGAGAUUAACGCCAAUCGACCACCCAAGGACUAA
Messenger RNA from Fusarium keratoplasticum, 999 nucleotides. Its product is annotated as Porphobilinogen deaminase. Lineage: Eukaryota; Fungi; Ascomycota; Sordariomycetes; Hypocreales; Nectriaceae. Gene Ontology annotation, cellular component: cytoplasm. Gene Ontology annotation, molecular function: hydroxymethylbilane synthase activity. Gene Ontology annotation, biological process: heme biosynthetic process. The record is from RefSeq and is a predicted model, not a curated record. The transcript is spliced from 2 exons. Bases 1 to 999 code for a protein of 332 amino acids.